This is a messenger RNA of Acanthamoeba castellanii str. Neff, 963 nucleotides long. RefSeq names its product QaSNARE, SYP3/Sed5p/Syntaxin 5-type, putative. Bases 1 to 963 code for a protein of 320 amino acids. Gene Ontology annotation, molecular function: SNAP receptor activity; SNARE binding. The record is from RefSeq and is a predicted model, not a curated record. NCBI's taxonomy places the organism in Eukaryota, Discosea, Longamoebia, Acanthamoebidae. The transcript is spliced from 8 exons. Gene Ontology annotation, biological process: vesicle fusion; intracellular protein transport; endoplasmic reticulum to Golgi vesicle-mediated transport. Gene Ontology annotation, cellular component: SNARE complex; Golgi membrane; endomembrane system.
AUGUCGUGGAAGGAUAGGACGUUGGAAUUCGCCCAGAUCGUGGAUUCGAUGAGGCAGCAAAAGAAGAUGACGAAGCGACCACUGCUGGCGCAUGCUGAUGGCGUGGCCUCUUCGGUGCCCAAGUCACAAUUCACGGUUGCCGCCUCGCAACUCGGACGACAAAUCCACGACACUGCCCAGAAGCUUGCCAACCUCACCAAACUUGCCAAGAACACUUCCCUCUUCGACGACAAGACCAUGGAGAUCCACCAGCUCACCCACGUCAUCAAGCAGGACAUCACAACGCUCAACACUCAAAUCGAAGCGCUCCAGAACUACGUCAAGACACAGAAGACGCUGCGCAAGAACAAACAAACCGAGACCCACGCGCUGGGCGUCGUGGGCUCUCUCAAGUCCGAGCUGGCCAACACCACGAAACGAUUCCAGAAAGUGCUCGAGACCAGAACCGAGAAUUUGAAGAUCCAGCAGGAGAAGAGGCAAAAAUUCACAGGCGGCCCUCUCACGCCCGUCAAGGGCAAGAGCCACCACGAAGCGGCCAGGCCUCCACGAGCCUUCCCCAACGGAUUGCACGCUACCAACGGCGGAAAUGGGGACGUGACGAUCAACCUGCCCGACGAACCAUCGGGCGCAAUGAUGGGCAUGCAGCAACAGCAGCAGAAGCAAACGCUGCUGACAGUGCAGGACUCGUACAUUCGAAGCAGAACGCAGGCCGUCGAGAACAUCGGACAGACCAUCAUCGAGCUCCAGGGCAUCUUCACGCAAUUGGCCACCAUCGUGGCGGAACAGGGCGAGAUGAUGCAGAGAAUCGACGCCAACAUCAACGAGAGCAAUGCCAACGCGUCGAACGCGCAAGAGCAGCUGUUGAAGUACCUCCACGGCAUCAGCGGCAACAGGUGGCUCAUUGCCAAGAUAUUCUUGGUGCUCAUCGUCUUCAUUGUGCUCUUUGUCGUUUUCUUCAUGUAA